UUGCAAGCCCCGUAAUCGAUUAGUUAGCUCCAUAGCUCCAGCACUUUGGGAGAGCGCGUCUCGGCGCGUCUCCCCUAAUUUAUGCACUGCCCGACAUCGUCAGAAUGUUGGAUCUGGAAGCGUUGCAUUUGACCAGCUUCCUGACUGCCGCCUCCUCCCGGUAACAUGGCAGAUGAGCCGCCCCCGAGCUCCGCCGGACGGAAGCGCAGCCUCCCGCAAUCAGAAACAGAGGCGUCGCCAUCGACAACGAGCGGUCAUGCCACUAAAAAGCGUCGAUAUGGGGGUCUUGCAACGGCUCCGUCCCCUUCGACACCAAGGGGCUUCCGGGCGAUAACCUCAGCCAUCGGCAACGUCCUUUUUGGUCGAGAACAAACAAAGCAUAGUGCAGCCAAGGCCCAGAUCGAUGCCGACUCACUCUACGACGACAUUCCCAGCUCGGGUGACGACAUCUCGCAAACCAAGGCUGAUCUGCCCAUCAAGUACAAUAAGUUCAGCCGCGAAGUCGUCAAGGAAACCCUCCGCGAUACCCGAACAUCACCGAAAAAGCCCGCCGCCAACGUGCGAAAGUCUGUCCCAAACAUCCAGAAGCCAAAGGCAGCAUCAGACGAUUCAGCUUCAAAGGAAGCCCAGCAGUUGACUCCGACGCGCCGAACGACAAUACAAAAGUCGAUUGCGCGAAAUGGCUCGCGGGAAAAAUUGCCAGUAUCAAGGAGCAAGAAGUCUGCAGAGGAGAGCGGGCACGACGAGAGCUCACAUACUAUCAACGCAGCGCCACCAAGGCCUCCCCAACUCAAGGGUAUCCUGUCGCCGUCGAAGAAACGGGUUGGGACGCCGAGGAAAAGCGUGGCUUUCGACAGCAAUGCCCAGGACACACAAGAAGAGAUUUUCUUCGCGGAUCCGCCGGUCAAGGCCAAGGCCACUCCAAAACACACUGCCUCGACACGGAAACCACGAAUCCCGGCGCCGACUGAGCGUAGCGAGCCAGACCACCCGCCGCCUGAGAGCAUUGUUGAGGGCACGGGAACUGAGAGCGAAGACGACGAAGUGUGCGUACUUUGUUCCAAGCCGGAUUCGGAACCUCCCAACGAGAUCUUGUUCUGUGAGAAUUGCGACCUCGGCUACCACCAGGUGUGCCAUGAUGUUCCCGUCAUCCCGGAAGGCGACUGGAUCUGCAGGAACUGCUCACAGGAGGAUGCAGUCGCAAAAGAUGGACGCCAGGGCCAAGUGUUGGAUAAGGAUACUGUCAAAGCCAGUUCCAUCAUCCCGACAAUUCCUAAUUUCGAGGCCCACCUGCGAAGCAUGCAGCGUAUCCUGAUUGAUCGCUGCAGCGGCGCACGUCGAAUCAAGCUUUGCGAUCAGGAGGAAGCGUAUGACAAAGCGUACCAGCUCAUGGAACAGACUAUCUUGGCGGGCGAGGGCAAUUCGAUGAUGGUCAUCGGGGCUCGGGGCUGUGGCAAGACAACACUUGUCGAAACCAUCAUCUCGGACCUUGCUGCCGAGCACGCAACAGAGUUUCACGUUGUACGCCUCAAUGGUUUCAUCCACACCGACGACAAACUGGCACUCAAGGACAUAUGGCGUCAGCUCGGUAAAGAGAUGAGUCUAGAUGAUGACGAGGUCAAUAAGACAAGCAACUACGCCGACACGAUGGCAUCACUGUUGGCACUCUUGUCUCACCCUGCGGAGAUCACGGAUGCCGAGGAGGGGUUGACUUCCAGAAGUGUCGUGUUCAUCAUAGACGAAUUCGACCUGUUUGCCACACACGCCCGUCAGACGCUGCUUUACAAUCUCUUUGACAUAGCACAGGCCAAGAAGGCGCCCAUUGCGGUUCUUGGUCUGACGACGAGGAUAGACGUUGUAGAAACCCUUGAGAAGCGUGUCAAGAGUCGCUUCAGCCACCGCUAUGUCUACAUGUCACAGCCCAAGACCCUGGCGGCGUUCUGGAAAGUGUGUAGACAAGGUCUGGUCGUAGAUCAUGAAGACCUUGAGAAGGAAGGCUUCGACACGGCCGUGGAAGGCGCCCUUGCCUUCCAAAAAUGGUGGACAGAGAAGAUCGAGGCCUUUGCGAAAACGCCGGGUUUCGAAGAUCACCUGGAAUAUCAAUACUACGCCACCAAAUCGGUCCAGAUCUUCCUGACGUCUUGGAUCUUGCCACUUUCAGAGCUUUCCCCAACGGAUCUAAACAUUGCCCUGCCGUCGUCCAGCACUACUGUCUCUUCGCUAGAUCUCGUAGAGUCCAAACUGCAACUGCUCGCCGGCCUCUCCGAUCUUGAACUAGCGAUGCUCAUAUCGGCUGCCCGCCUAGACAUCGUUGCUCACACAGACACGGUGAAUUUUGCCAUGGCGUACGAUGAAUAUACAUCCCAGAUGGGCAAGCAGCGCGUACAGUCGGCAGGCUCGGCAGCGAUGCUCGCACUUGGGGCGGGAGCCAAAGCAUGGGGCCGCGGGGUGUCAGCAGUCGCGUGGGAGCGCCUGGUCUUGCUGGGCUUGCUCAUCCCUGCAGGCAUUGGGACUAGAAGCAAUGCAGCGCACGCUGGCCUCGAGGGGAAGAUGUGGAAGUUGGACGUGUCGCUGGAGGAAAUCCCGACAGCAGUCGACCUGCCAGCUUACUUGGGGAAAUGGUGUACGCAGAUAUAAUAAUGAGGGGUCCAUUUUCAAGCUGAAGCCUCACCUUUCUUUACCUCGGUCCCAUGUGCGUUUCCUGGUGCUCUUUGAACGGUAAGCAGGAGCCACAAGCUCCUUUUGCUGUAGCCGUGUGCAUUUAGAGAAGCGCCCUCGUCGAACGCGAAACGAGGGCAAACGGACUCGCGGGGUGAUAUCGGCUGGGGGUGGUGCUUAUAUCAAGCGCAAAAGGUUGGAUUCUCGUGGGACAAUGACAUGGACCCUGGAGGAUGGGGGCUGCGUGUGGCUAGACGUCCGCCCUGCAGGAUUAAGUGAGACGGCCCCCAACCUGCCGCAUGGACGACAAGGCUUCGGACAGGCAGGUCCUUAUUCGUCGAGGCU
This is a messenger RNA of Microdochium trichocladiopsis, 3003 nucleotides long. Its product is annotated as origin recognition complex subunit 4 C-terminus-domain-containing protein. Gene Ontology annotation, molecular function: DNA replication origin binding; ATP binding; ATP hydrolysis activity. The coding region runs from base 166 to 2637 and encodes 823 amino acids. Gene Ontology annotation, cellular component: nuclear origin of replication recognition complex; nucleus. Gene Ontology annotation, biological process: DNA replication; DNA replication initiation. The record is from RefSeq and is a predicted model, not a curated record. The transcript is spliced from 4 exons. Lineage: Eukaryota; Fungi; Ascomycota; Sordariomycetes; Xylariales; Microdochiaceae.